This is a messenger RNA of Eimeria tenella, 969 nucleotides long. RefSeq lists its product as uncharacterized. NCBI's taxonomy places the organism in Eukaryota, Apicomplexa, Conoidasida, Eucoccidiorida, Eimeriidae. The transcript is spliced from 5 exons. The record is from RefSeq and is a predicted model, not a curated record. Bases 1 to 969 code for a protein of 322 amino acids.
AUGGGCAUAACUCCGCAGCAGCUGCUUUUGUUUCCCACUGCUGCUUCGUGUUUUGCUGCUGCUGCUGCUGCUGGUGAUGCUAUGAGCGAGCCAUCGCAGCAGCAGCAGCAGUAUCUGCUGCAGCAGCAGCUGCUGCAGCUCCACCUGCAGCAGCAGGCGCAGCAGCAAAGGCUGCUGCAGCAGGAGCAGCAGCAGCACAAGAAACCUAAACUAGAUACAGCAGCAACAGCAGCAGCGGCAACAGCAGCAGCAGCAGGAAGCUUUGGGAAGUCUCCCGAUGUGGCAGUCAAUGUACUGCGCCCUGUUCAGCAGCAGCAGCAGCAGCAGCAGCAGCAAGUCCACCCCCAGCAGCCUGGCGCUGUUCUCUUCUUAUGGCGAUGCGCCCCCGGAGAAGCCGCGGGAGGAUUUGCUGGCCAGCAGCAGCAGCAGCACCAGCAGCAGCAGCAGCAGCAGCCCGCCCAGGACGAAUCCGCUGCAGACGACACCAGCAACGAAGCCCAGCAGCAGCAGCAGCAGCAGCAGCAGCAGCAGAUUGGACUCGGGGAAGCUGUUUUGCGCAGUGCAGCAUUAGCAGCAGAAUUUCAAAAGCUGAGAGUGGAUAGGCAGCUGCUUAAGGAUGACCCUGAACUCGAAGCCCUAGCAGACAGGCUGUACGGCGAGCGGAUUAGGGUUUUGGGAAGCCUAGUGUCGCUGCGGCCCUCGACAAUUGCUGCUGGACUGCAGGAGGGUUCGGGGCCGUCUUUGGGUUUGUUUCUGCGGCUAGGGUUUGAGGAAGCAGCAGCAGCAGCAGCGCCGCGCGCUGCUGCUGCUGCGCUGCAGCAGCUGCUGCAGCGCGUGCUGCCCUUCCACAUCAAACAGAAGCAAAAAGGAAAAGGUUAUAACCUCACAAUUCAGCAGGCCCUUUGCAUAGCGCAGACAGACCCCGAGCCGGAGGCCCGGGAGCAGGCCCUCGCUGCAGUCGACUCGUAA